AUGGAAAAUUUCGCCCUCGGUAUAGACUUGGGCAAUGAAACCAUCAAGAUCAGUUACGGUUCCCGAGUGCCAUCAGGAGGCGCCGGCACCCUUAAAGCCCUCUCCUUCCCCGCCAGGGUGGGCGUAGGAUCGCGAAAACGUCUCUUCGGCGACGCUGCAAAGCCAGGUUUCCCGACGACGAUCCACUCGCUCAAGAGGCUCGUGUCCUCGUAUCAAGAAAAGAUGCUGCAACAGAGCCUGCCAUACAUGAACUCCAACGAAGAUUCCAACUCAACGCUCCUCGCCAUGAUGCUGGGACACAUCCGGAGAAAGAUCGAGGACGAGUCUGGCUGCCCUGCUGUCAUCGACACGGUACUCGCCGUGCCCCGCUGGUACACCGAUACCCAUCUCCAAACCCUCGCCGAUUGUGCUGUAAUUUCAGGCCUCCAUCCUGUGGGCUUCAUCACCGAUAUCGUUGGAAUAGCAUUAGGCUACGGUAUCGCGCAGAUGGGUGUUCUCGAAAACGCGACCCGCCCACGUGUGGUCGCGUUCCUCGAUAUCGGAGAGUCCGAUUGUGCCUCAGCGGUUGUGACGUACACCGAAGGGUGCAUGAAGGUUCACGAGGUCAUCACCGAUCCUGAUAUCGGCGGCAAGGAUGUCGAUCGCCUGCUCUUGAAGCAUUUCUCCUAUCAGCCCCAGAAUCAGGGGUCCGUUAGGCUCGAGGAUGAGAAGACCCAAGUUCCAUUGCUCAAAGAGUGCGAGAAGCUCAAAAAGUUGUCUUCUGAUGCAAAAAGCAAGCAGUCUAUUGAUUUUAGCUCGAUUACUCGAGUCACAUCAGAUAAAUUCGAACUCACCGAAGGACAAUUCCAAAACAUUAUUGCCGACUGGCUUGAACGCGUGUUCGACCCUUUGCAAGUUGUUUUGACCCUGUCAGGGAUUGAGGAAAGUGAAGUCGAUGCACUAGAGCUGGUCGGAGGCUCAAGCCAACUGGCCUGCGUCUUGGAGCAUGCGCGGAAACGAUUUGGCGAAACCAUCCCUAAUAUCUCGGCGAAACCAUCCCUAUCCGCGGCGAACGGAGCAGCUAAUGCGUGUUCGCUUAUUCGAGUUCGCCAACGAAAUGCUCCUAUCAUGUAUGAUACGCAAAUAACGCCCUUCGAAAUGAGAUGGGCAGCACCGUUCGACGAUAAACAGGACCCAUGGUUGCCGCUUGAUCAUGAAUAUCGUCUCGACGAUUUACAACUUGUGUCGCUCAUGGAGUCAGAACUAGCUAUGGAAGAAGCAGACAAAUUAGCUAGAUCGACACAGGCGAUGCACGAGGAACUCGUCGAGCAGAUCAGCAAGCUGUCGGAAGAGGUGCUGAAACUGGAUCCGAAUACACAAACUGCCAUCAUCGAGAAUGUUCACAAGACAAUCGAUUGUGCAGUGCGAUGGAUGACCUCGAAUGAGGAGAAGAGUGGGCCGUUGUACGACGCGCAUUUUCAAGCCUUGCGUGCAGCCGAAAAUCAGAUCGAAUCAGCCACGACAUCUCGGGGAGGUUCUUCAAAGGAUUUAUAUUCGUCUCUUAGACCUAUGCCGGCCACUGUUCCGGUGAAGAUCGAGGACGAAACUGGCUUCACUCCUGAUCAGCGCCGUGUACACAUGUUCGACAUGGGCACGUACCUCAUCGCGCAAUACGCCCAAUUCGAAAAGAUCGAGCACAUUGAAGAAGCCAUCCCUUGCCUUGAGACUGCGCUCGAGCUUCUCAAAGGCUCGACCAGCUACGCGGCCGAGGCGACAGACUACCACGAAUGUCUCGCCAGUGCGUUCUCCUAUCGGUUCGAGUACAGAGCGAACGAACCAGAUGUCGAGAGCGCCAUUAGGCACUGUCGCUACGCGCUUGAGGCAGCCGGAAAAAUAGGAUUGCGGGCGAUCAAGGCCACGAAUAACCUGGGAUUGUCUCUAUGCCGUCGAUACGAGUAUUUGACGAAGUCCGAGGACCUCGAUGAAGCGAUCUCUUUGCUCUGGAAGGUGGUUCAAUCCAGCCCCGAUAGUGCAUCAGCCAAGCCCCAAUACCUCUCGAAUCUUGGUGCUGCACUUUGUCGGAGGUUCGAGGCGAAGGGAGAUAAAGUUGACAUCGACAAAGCGCUACCACUGUGCCGUAGAGCCGCAGAGAUCGUUCGUAGUCCUUCAUAUGCACAAAUGGCUUUUUUCGGAAGAGAAGAUACAAGAUUGAAAUGUCUCUCCAGCCUCGGCACCGCCUUGCGGUCACGUUUUGACAGGUUUCGUGAGGUCCACGCAGACAUCGACGACGCCAUCCGGUUCUGCGAAGAUGCCGUCCAAAGCGCACGAGCCCUUGGGAAAGAGCAACCAACAUUUAGUCAUGCGCUUGGAACUGUGCUGCGAAGCCGAUUCGAGGUGUCUGGAAAUAUAAACGACAUUGACCCGGCUAUUGCUGCUUGCGAAGAUGCUGUGAGACUUACGCAGAAAGGGCAUCCAGAACACCCAAACUACUUGGCGGGUUUAUCUAUCUGCCUCGCCACCCGAUACGAUAGGUUUGGAAGGGCGGAUGAUAUCCGGCGGUCCCUCGAACUGGCCGAAGAAGCUGUCAGUGAGAUGCCAGACGGCAGACCUCUUUGUUUCGCGACUCUCGGAAGAGGGUUAGCUAUGCGGUUCGAGCAGCUUGGCGAGAUAACCGACAUUGACAAGGCAAUACGGGUGCAGCAGAAGGCCGUCGACCAAUUACCAGAGUCGCAUGUGUCGUUGCCGACGUGUCUCGACAAUCUAGCUCGGUCAUUGUCCCGGCGGUUUACGAAAUUAUUCCAGAUGAGCGAUAUAGAGAAGGCCAUCUCUGAAGAGCGAAGGGCGAUGGCUUUGCUCCCAAAAGUCCACCCGGAACGCUUCCUCAUCACAGUGAACCUGGGAGGCCACUUCUUUACCAAGUUCAAUAGGACGAAAAAGAAGGAAGAUAUCCAGAUGGCACUGGAGGCCAAUAGAGAUGCGAUGAAGCUACUUCCGGACAAUCAUCCCAACCAAUCUAUCUUGGAAUGCGCCUUGGCGACAACGCUUGUUGGACACUUCAAUAGUACUGAAGAACAGUCAGCGUUAGAUGAGGCAAUCGAGCUGCAUCGAAGAGCAGCCGAACGCACCAAUGACAAGAAUCCCCACAAAAUUGCUUACAUCGGCAACCUCAGCAACGCCCUCAUCAAACGCUACACAACCAGGCAUCAAGAGACAGAUAUUAAUGAAGCAGUCGCAUGCAUGGAAGAGGCGACCAAGAUGGUCCCGGAAGAUCAUCCAGAGCGCCCUGCAACGCUACGGGUACUUGCUGAUGCUUUGAUAACACGGUACUUGCAUCUUCACGUUUCUUCAGAUCUAGAGAGGGCCACCUCCAUCUACUCCCAGGCAGCCAAAUCCCAUGCCGGUGCUCCUUGGACAAGGUUUAUAGCCGCGAAGAAUUGGGUCACAUGUGCAAAGGGCGGAAAACAUAGCACAUUGCGGGAUGCGUACGACUGCUGGUUGGACCUCUUACCCCGUGUCGCGUGGAUCGGGCUCAGGUUAGAAGACAGGCGAGAAGAGAUCAUGAAAAUGGGGAGCAUAGCUUGCGAGGCAGCCGCAGAGGCGAUUUCGAUGGGCGAUUUCAAGACUGCCGUGACAUGGCUUGAGAAAGGUAGAUUCAUCAUCUGGAGUCAGGGGCUGUCUCUUCGUAAUCCCAUGGACGAUUUGAAGGCUGCUCAUCCCGAACUUGCGCAGCGAGCGAUGGAAGUCUCAAUGGCUCUAGAAAGAAGCGUCAAUGACGGGUCACAAUUAGGAAAUAAAAACCAUCCAGACCUGUACAACGCAGAGAAGGUCGCGGGAAGACAACGUCGCUUUGCUGACGCAUGGGACAAAUUGCUCGGGGUAAUACGCAGUAAGAAAGACUUCAAGAACUUCCUGCUGCCUAGGACCUUCGCCGAGCUCAUUAAGUCCGCUGAAAACCACCCGGUGGCGAUCAUAAAUCCAAGUGAAUCGAGAUGUGACGCACUGGUCCUCAAUAAGGGUCGAGUGCAACACGUUGGGCUGACUCUAACCUACGAGCAGGUUAAAACCAUGCUGCAACAGUUGAGGACAAUGCUAAGGACAUCUGGACGGGAGUGGAGGGGUACAGGAUUGGAAACAUCUCCCGACGUGGAAAGAGACUUCGACCCAAGAGGAGGGAGAAAGGCGGUGUCACCACCGUCGAAACCAGAUAACUGGACUGAAUUCUUGCUCGCCUUAUGGAGAGAAAUCGCGCGUCCUGUGCUCCAGGCCCUUCAAUUACGUCCAUCAUCUGAUCCACCACCUGGCGACUAUCGAGAGAGAAAAGCUUCCAUAUCAGUGCAUAACUAUGCAAUAUCGUCUUACACACCCACAUUGGGUUUGCUUCUUAUCCAACGCCCAAGCAUGUCACAGUCUUCUGUUCCAAACGUCCUCGUUGUCGGCGUAUCGCGGGCUGACAUCCCUGGCGUAAAUGUUAGCCCUCUACCAAUGGACGGGAAUGCAACCCUAGACAACAUCUUGAAGAGCAUAAUAUCAUGCUCAGUGGUGCAUCUUGCUUGCCAUGCGCACCAGCAUCUGCUAGAUCCAUUGUCGAGCGCCUUCCUCGUCCACGGAGAGAAGCUACUGCUAUCGAAAAUCGUCGAAGCGUCUUCGAAGAAGGCCGAGCUAGCGAUCCUCUCUGCCUGCCAGACAGCAAAAGGCGACGAGAAUACACCAGACGAAGCGAUACAUCUAGCAGGCGGAAUGCUAUUUGCGGGAUUUCCAACCGUUAUUGCGACAAUGUGGGCAAUUGACGAUUAUGAUGCUCCUGAGGUCACGAAGGCGAUUUAUGAAGCAACUUCGUGCGGCAUCGGCGUUGCAUCGGAUUGCGGGAUCCAUGCGCGAGCGAGGGGUGGAAUUUGCAAGAUGGGUCCCUUUCGUUUAUCUUGGUAUUUGAGACAGGAAGUUUGCAGGGUCUGGGGCCUGUUUAAUUGCGGACGAUAUCCCUACUCGUCAGAGUCGGAGUGA
This is a messenger RNA of Cyclocybe aegerita, 4980 nucleotides long. The record is from the annotation of a GenBank genome assembly. Lineage: Eukaryota; Fungi; Basidiomycota; Agaricomycetes; Agaricales; Hemipholiotaceae.